AUGCGUGCCUCACAAUUAACACGUAGCGGUCCUCAGCUCGUUCAUACAGCAGAUGGCAGAAAAUUUACACCUGCAAUUGCAUCUUUAAUGCCAAAUACACCAGACGCUCCACUAAUCCUAACAGACAUAUACGUUGAUCAAUAUGAUCGCUCAAUUGGAAAUCUAAAUCAUCUUUUAAGAUAUCCGAAAAACUGUACUAGAUACAUUCCACAACUUCUAGGCAAGAAUUUCACAAAGAAAAUCACUGGUUAUUUCAAAGUUCGUAAUAUCACACUCCCUCUCGAUCAAGAUGAAGAUAAUUAUCUCGAAGUUUUACAGCCACCAGAGUUUUUCGCUGCAGAACUUCUCGGCAAAGCGAUUGAAGAUUGCAAGCGCACAAAAGUUAACCUCACAGUUGACUCUCUCACUGUUGUUGUUCCAAAAUUUUACACUCAUCAUCAGAGAAUUGCAAUGAUUCGUUCAGGAAAGCUCGCAACACAUAAGCCAAUGCUUCUCGAUACUCCUACAGCCGUUUCUCAUCUUUUCGCCGUCGAAAGGAGCAAAAUCUUUGCAGAUAAGCCCCAAGUCAUCAUGUUUGUCGACAUUGGUGCCUCCCAAACUCAAGUCUGGAUUGAUGAGUUCACAGUCGACAAGAAUGCUACCAUAGUUAACGAACUCGGAUACGGUUGGGUUGAUGGUGUCGGUGGUCAGGCCAUAGAUGUUGCCAUUGGUCGUCUUAUUCGUAAAGAACUCACGAAGAAGAAUCCAAAUGCCGAAAUAACGUACAAAACCGUUGAAUUAAUAAUGAAUUCCGCUAAAAAGCUCAAACACAUGCUUACAUUGCAAGAGGAAGUGAAUCAGACAUUAGAAGACAUCAUCCCCGGUUUCGACUUCUCAUUCAAAGUCACACGCGAAGAAGUUCGAGAAUCAGGAAAGAAAGACAUUCAACGAUUCAAGCGAGCAAUCACACAAUCUAUUACAUCAUCAUUACUUUCAUCUAGUUCUGAUAUCAAUCGUGUUGAACUUGUUGGUGGUGCAUCACGUAUUCCUCUUUAUAUUGAUGCUAUCAACGAAACAUUGAACUUCAGUGUUCCAAUCCAUCGUACAAUGAAUCCAGAAGAAGCAUCAGUUACCGGUUCAUCAUAUUACAUUGCGAACAUGAAACGGACAUAUCUUGAGAAACCAGUUAUUUUCAAAGCGUGCAAACUAUAUAAUAUUGCUAAGAAGAACAUUGGUGAAAACAAGUUCUCAUACUUCUACAAAGAGAAAGAUCUUCCUAUCGGCAUCAACCAGUUCAUUCUUUCCGCCGAUUUACAGAAAGAUGGUUCAGCCGAACUUGUUAACGGUAUUCUUCAACUUAGUGGUUGUAAGAAACUCACACACAGUGGCUUACACCGUCAGAAACGAUUCCGCACCGAAUCACUUCUUACGGCAUUCGAGAAGAAAGAGAAAGAAGAAUCCGAACGGAACGCACGUAUUCACGAACUAGAAUCAUAUGUCAUUGAAGUUCGAGAUAAACUCACCAAAGACGCAUACAUCUACAAAGUAUCCACCGCCGUUGAACGCAACAAAGCUAUGCGUGCUGUUGCAUCUGUUCAACAUCGCAUGCAAAACGAAGUUGUUAGUGACGAACAAGAACUGAAACACAUGAAGCGUGAUUUAGAGCAAGCAUGUGGUGACAUCAUCAAGAAGGCAGAAGAUGCCCGCGAGAUGCCCAACGAAAUCCAAAAACUUAAGCAUCUUAUUGACGAAGUUUCUAAUGCAGUUUUAGUUGAUUUCGAAGAACAAGGUUAUGAAUUACCCGAAAGUGUCGAACACGAACUUGGCAAAGUCAUGUCCAAAUCCGAAGAAAUCAUGAAACGAGCUGAGAAUGGUGACAGUGAGAUUUCAACCGAUGAUGUUCGACUUGCAUUAGAACGUCUUCGUCGUCAAUACGAAGACUCUAAGAAAUCCUUAGUUGUUCCACCAAAAGAUUUAUAA
Molecule: messenger RNA, 1959 nt
Organism: Trichomonas vaginalis G3
Lineage: Eukaryota; Parabasalia; Trichomonadida; Trichomonadidae
Product: ATP binding
Exons: 1
Coding region: 1-1959 (652 amino acids)
Biological process (GO): cellular response to hypoxia; endoplasmic reticulum unfolded protein response; negative regulation of hypoxia-induced intrinsic apoptotic signaling pathway
Cellular component (GO): endoplasmic reticulum chaperone complex
Molecular function (GO): ATP binding; ATP-dependent protein folding chaperone
Source: RefSeq, a predicted model, not a curated record